This is a messenger RNA of Drosophila grimshawi, 612 nucleotides long. RefSeq lists its product as uncharacterized. The record is from RefSeq and is a predicted model, not a curated record. Lineage: Eukaryota; Metazoa; Arthropoda; Insecta; Diptera; Drosophilidae. The transcript is spliced from 5 exons. The coding region runs from base 1 to 612 and encodes 203 amino acids.
AUGCAGCAAUCACUUCAAAUAGCGCUCCUAACACUUUUGUCGCACUUUUUGUUUGUUGUUGAUGGCGAGCUAAGUUGCAAGGAUAUGCGCGUGAAUGCGACACGUCUUUCCGCCACUUGCUGUCAGCUGACGCGUCCCAGUCUCGAUACGGGCAACGAAGAUUGUCGCGCUGAACUGAAGUUGCCACAAAAGCGACGCUUUUCAUUUGUCGAGCAGUAUACCAUCAACAUGUGCGUGGAGGAGUGCAACUUUAUUGGCUCUGGCUAUAUAGACGUGGAUCCACCCUAUCGCCUGGAUAUUGGUCGGAUAAGGACGAACUUGAAGAGCACUCUGCCAGAGCCGCAGGCCACAAGUGUGCCAUUUAUGGUCAAGGCCUACACCAAGUGCGAAGUUUUUCUCGAGCUGCACGGAACGCACUUUGCGCUGCAUCUACCGGAACUUGAGUUCAUCAAGAACCCGUGCAAACCCUUCUCGCUGCACAUCACCAUCUGUGUGCGCAUGCACGCGAUGCAAAAAUGCCCCAAGGAGUUCUACGCGAACAGCGCCCAAUGCCAAAUGGCUCAAAAGUAUUUCACGCAGUGCAUGGACGACAUUGAAACCAGUGUAGGAUAG